AAGCCGUCCAACUCGAACAAGCGGAAGCUCCUCGACGACAGCGACUCAGACUCAGACGAUGCCGGAGCAGCAAUUGGGAGCUCCGGCUUCAAGGUGAACGAGGAGUAUGCGCGCCGUUUCGAAUACAACAAGAAGCGAGAGGAGAAGCAAAGAUGUACGUGCCAAAUAGGCCUUGCAUGGAACUUGCAUGCUAACGUCCCCAAAGUGGAGGAGAAGCUCAAGAGAGAAGAGGACGACGAUGACUCCUCUUCCACAGACGAGACAGAAGACGAAGACGGUUUCCUCGCGACCGAGGAUCUGGACGCACAAAUCUCCGCCACACUACAAGCCAUUCGAAACAAAGACCCCCGCGUCUACGACAAGGAUGUUACUUUCUACCAGCCCGACGACGAGACCACCGCCGCCGCGACCAAAGAGAAGAAGGAGAAGCCUGUAUUCCUCCGCGACUAUCAGCGAGAGAAGCUGUUGAGAGGCGACAUCGGUGGAGAUGAAGAGGAGGAGGCCCCCAAGACAUACCAGCAAGAGCAGGACGCAAUCAAACAAUCACUCCUGUCCGAGAUCAACGCCGCCAAGGCCGAAGAGGACUCGGACGACUCGGACGAAGACGAAGACGGCUUCAUCAAGCGAAAAGAACCCGCAAAGACUGACUCCAACGGCGUGCACCCCUCCAGAGCAAAGGCCGUGAAGCUGUCAGAAGUCGACGUCAACAAUGCGGACAAGGACCCGGAAACGUUCCUGUCCAACUUCAUGGCGGCGCGUGCUUGGGUCCCCGAGGAUGGCUCGAGAUGGGAAGCAUUCGAGUCCGACGAUGGUGAGACCGACGACCGGGCGGAAGAGUUUGAGCAAGCCUACAACUUGCGAUUCGAAGACCCCGAGAAGAGCAACGAGGUUCUCAAGUCAUACGCCCGAGACUUUGCCGCCGCGCGAUCCGUGCGACGAGAGGAAAAGACGGGGCGAAAGCGCCAGAGAGAGCUCGAGCGCGAGAGGAAGGAGGCCGAGAAGCAGCAGCGCCGCGAGGACAAGGCGCGGUUACGAAAGCUGAAGCUCGAGGAGACCGAGGCCAAGCUCCAGAAGAUCAAGCAGGCGGCCGGGGCGCUUGGCAAGGAGCUGACGGACGAGCAGUGGAUGAAGUUUUUGGACGACGCGUGGGAGAACGACAAGUGGGAGGACGAGAUGAAGAAGUGGUUCGACGAGGAGUACUACGCCAUUAACGAGGCCAACGCCGCUUCCGAGGACGAGGAUGCGAUGGACGUGGACGGGGGAGAAGAGGGCAAGAAGAGCAACAAGAAGAAGAAACCCAAGAAGCCCAAGUGGGACGACGACAUUGACAUCAAGGACAUUAUCCCCGAUUUCGAAGACGAGGCCAAGCCCAAGAUUUCUCUCACCGACGACGAACCCCAGGACGGCGCUGAUGAGGAGGAAGACGAUGACGCUUCCGCGGAAGACGAAGAGCCCGCAGCCAAGAAGCGCAAGUCAUCAUCAGACCACAAGCGCGCCAAGCAAGAAUCCCAGAAAAAAGCCCGCCAGGAACGCUCCAAGCUGGAAGCCCUCGUCGACGCAAAGCUGCACCUGACGGACCACGACAUUCUCAAGAAGCAGGAGAAGGAGGCCAGUAACAGCAGCAGCGGCGGCGCGGGCGGGUUCCGCUACCGCGAGACGUCGCCGCAGGCGUUUGGGCUGACGGCGCGCGACAUCUUGCUUGCGCCGUCGGACAAGGUUCUCAACGAGUAUGCGGGGCUGAAGAAGCUGGCCACGUUCCGGGACGUGGAGAAGAAGCGCAAGGAUCGGAAGAUGCUUGGGAAGAAGGCCCGGUUGAGGCAGUGGCGCAGAGAAGUCUUUGGCGGCGAGUACGAGAGUACGGGGCCGACGUAUGGGUUUGAGAAGCUGGUUGGUGCGGAUGAGGCUGCGGAGGAG
This is a messenger RNA of Trichoderma reesei QM6a, 1914 nucleotides long. RefSeq lists its product as uncharacterized. The record is from RefSeq and is a predicted model, not a curated record. The transcript has 2 exons. Gene Ontology annotation, cellular component: nucleolus; 90S preribosome. NCBI's taxonomy places the organism in Eukaryota, Fungi, Ascomycota, Sordariomycetes, Hypocreales, Hypocreaceae. The annotation marks the transcript as partial. Gene Ontology annotation, biological process: endonucleolytic cleavage in ITS1 to separate SSU-rRNA from 5.8S rRNA and LSU-rRNA from tricistronic rRNA transcript (SSU-rRNA, 5.8S rRNA, LSU-rRNA).